UUUGUUUAUUGUAUGCGUCAAAGUAAGUGAGGGAGAGAGAUUGAGUCUUGUUCACGCCACCCAAAUGCUAUUUUUCAUUUUAUUAAUUUGAUUCCCCCAUUACUAUAAAGAAGCCCAACUUUCCCCCUUACCUCUUAACACACCCUCUCUCUUGUUCUUGUGGCUUCUUCACCUCCUAGCCAUACAUAAACAUAUUUGCAUGUGAUGUGUGCAUGAACUCUGAAAUCAAGAGAUGGAAAAAGUGAAGGUGGUGAAAAAUGGGGUGUUGAGACUGCCACCUGGGUUCCGGUUUCACCCGACUGACGAAGAGCUGGUGGUACAAUACUUGAAGCGCAAGGUGCUCUCCUACCCCGUCCCUGCUUCCAUCAUCCCCGAAGUCGAUGUGUGCAAGUCCGACCCCUGGGAUUUACCAGGCGAUUCGGAGCAGGAGAGGUACUUCUUCAGCACCAAACAAGUCAAGUACCCCAACGGCAACCGCUCCAACCGCGCCACCGUCUCCGGCUACUGGAAAGCAACCGGUUUGGACAAGCAAAUCGUGGGUACGAGGAGCCACCAGGUUGUCGGGAUGAAGAAAACCCUCGUCUUCUACAGAGGCAAGCCGCCCAAGGGCUGCCGAACUGAUUGGAUCAUGCAUGAAUACCGCCUCACUACCAAGGAAACCUGGGUUCUCUGCAGAAUAUUCUUCAAGAGGAGGGGCGCCCCUCCGCCGCCACCGGUAUUCUACGAUUUCAUGGCCAACUCCAGCUCCGCCUCCGCCGCCAGCGGGAUUACUCAGAUUUCUUCAUCGGAGGAUCGCGAAGAAGAAAGCAGUAGCUGCAAUAGUUUUCCCUCCACUUCUACAAGGAAGCAGUGUGUAUAGAGUGCUCUACUAAACUUAGAUUUUUUUUUUUUUAAUCAAAUAACCAAUAUCAUUAAUGCUACGUCUCUGUUUUCUUGCA
Salvia miltiorrhiza (redroot sage) is the source of this 938-nucleotide messenger RNA. RefSeq names its product NAC domain-containing protein 83-like. The record is from RefSeq and is a predicted model, not a curated record. Gene Ontology annotation, biological process: regulation of DNA-templated transcription. Lineage: Eukaryota; Viridiplantae; Streptophyta; Magnoliopsida; Lamiales; Lamiaceae. Gene Ontology annotation, molecular function: DNA binding. The transcript is spliced from 3 exons. The coding region runs from base 233 to 859 and encodes 208 amino acids.